Messenger RNA from Exophiala spinifera, 1056 nucleotides. RefSeq lists its product as uncharacterized. Lineage: Eukaryota; Fungi; Ascomycota; Eurotiomycetes; Chaetothyriales; Herpotrichiellaceae. The transcript has a single exon. The record is from RefSeq and is a predicted model, not a curated record. Bases 1 to 1056 code for a protein of 351 amino acids.
AUGGUACCCCCUGCAGGUCUGAUCAUCGCUGCCACCAUCGUGGUGGCAGCCGGCAUCGCCGCAUACGAGAACCCAGAAGUCCGAGCAUGGAUCGAUCGAACAAGACACAAGAUUGCCAUGGGCCUCCAUAACCUUGGAGAUGAGAUUGGUCCCAAGAAGUCCUCUCGGCCGCACCGCCCUUCGAACGAUGCUUCGAUGCACGAGGAGCAAGGAGAAUCCGCAGAACUGCGAAGGAGAGCUGCCAUCGCCGAAAUCAUGGAGCGAGGGCGCAUAAUGGAGGAGAGGCGCAAAAGAAGAAAACUAUCCGGCCAGGAGUCAAGAACGCCCUCCUUUGAUACCCUUGUGGACGACAACGGUAUCCUUAUCCAGGAUAUGGUGGGCACGCAGUCAGGUACACAAGCGCAGUCAUCAGCUGUUGAGCCAGUGGCGCAGCCUGAUGUUCUACGAGCCCGCGGAGGACUGUCCGAAGUCCGCAAAGGGUCUCCCGGUGCUCAGCAGUCAGCAGAAGCAUCUCUACCUAUGACCCAGUCGCCCAUAAACCCCUUCGAGCCAGCAGACUCUUCUGCCUUCGAAUCACGGUACGAACGGGAAAUGCGCGAAGCGUGGAACAUUCCACUAUCAGACAGGCGCAUCGAGAUUCCUACAAGUCACCCAUCCGAGAGUCUAGUUGAAUUGACGCCUACCACUGAAAACGCUCCUGAUCCGGACUACUCCAUACCGACCGCCGAGUAUCUUCAUCAACGCUUCGCUCAGCCAGAAUAUUUCUCUGCAGUCGCAUCCAAUUCGAGCCACACAUUUUCCGAUCAUGAAUCACAACAUGAACCCUCGGCGGAGAGUAGACGUCUGAGCCACCCUUCCGGACUGGACUCUUUCUCUCCCCAUGCUUCAAACACUUCCUCUCGCGCUCCCACCAUCGACGGUAGCCUGAGCAGCAUCCACGCAAGUGAGGCUGAAGACGGUGAGGAUGACCUCCUCAGCGAGAUAGGUGAUGGAAUUCGGACCCCUGCAAGUGUCUGGACCGAAGUAGGGUCGACUGUAAGUGGAGAUGCGUUUUAG